UAGAAGGGAAAGGAGUGGGGCUGAGGGCUGAGUGGUCAGCAGGGGGUAUAUGGGACUGGAUUUUCCCACCUCGAUGUUCCUAGUUAUUUGCUCUCUCCUACCGGUCCUGGGGACCCCAUUCUGUCCACCCGACACACCGAGGUCCCACUCUGAAACCACAGAGGCUGGGUCUGAGCACCCAGAGGCACCCCUACACCACGUAGGUACAGGGGCUGCGAGAGUGCCCAAUCACAGAAAACACCUGGGCAUACUCUAGUCCCUGUGCCCACUCAGAGCUUUCUGAACCCGGGAGUGUUGGAGAGGAUGGGCUGGGACAAGGUUGCUGGUCUUUGCUUAGCUUUGUGUUCCCGCAUAGCCACUGAGGCAUUUGCCAGUAGCAGGAGUGCUUCUUUCAGCGCUCGGUUAAGUUCACGCUACACACCCCUGGGACUGCGGGGCUGUAUUGGGUGUGAGGCUACCCCUCCUCACCCUGUGACAGGUCCUGAGAGGGUGAAGGGAGUAGGGAAGAGACAGGCUGGAGCAGCAGCCACCAAGCAGGCACCUUUUCAGACAGCACUCUACCAUAUCAGCCUCUUAGGGAAGGAAAGGGAAGGGAGUGACAAUUAUAAGCAGAAAGGUAUGUAUCAUAGGAUCAGAGAGCCUAGGAAUUUGUCACACAGCAAAGGGCAGGAAGAAGCAGCUUCCGCUUGGAUUUCAGCUAUGUGGAUAAUUCACUAGCUUCUCUCUGCUUAGAAACAUGCUAGGAAACCAGGAGGGGUGUGUGUGUGUGUGUGUGUGUAUUUUCAGAGGGUAGUGUUCCAGAGGGUGGCCCCCUGUUGGUGUGACAGAAACUCAGGGGUCUUGGGCUCCCUGUUAAGGGCCCCUCCCCUCUUCUCUGCCUCCUACCUUCCUAGCGCCUGCCCCUGCACACAUUCAGGUAUUAAUAGAGCCAAUGGCUGCCAGGAAGGCUGCCAUGUGUUUGAUCUGACGUGGUUUUGCAACCAUAUGUUCUCCACUUCAGGAGAGCACUUCCUCCUUCCCUUCCUCAGCUUCCUUACAUUUGCCGGGGUGGGGUGCAGGGGAAUGUUAGCAGCAGUGCAGGGUCUGUGCUGACACCUUGGGUGGAGAGCUGGCUGCCUAUUGCACUGACUGAGUGCAGUAGUGAUUCCUAGGGAGUACCUGCCCCAGGUGCAUAGGAACGCCCCACUGUUGCAGCCUGGCUUGCUUUCUUGUUAGUGGUUGAGCCUGAACUUAAGAUUGCCCAGCAGGGAGGUAUGAGGAAAAGGUCACUUCCUUAUGGCUGGGAGGAACUUGUCAGCGGUAGAAACGGUGUCUGGAGAGCUUGUCAAGCUCUUUCCCCCAACUCAGCCCAGGCCCCCUUCCCUCCCGAAUGGUCCUGCCUUUGCUUCCUUGGCCACUGGCUGAGAAUGAGCCUUCUGACACAGAAGCUAAAUUCUGGAAGAGGAUGAGGGAUAUUUCCAGAGACAGGGUCUCUCUCAAGCAGAAUGACACAUUCUUGUUCCCACCUCCCAGGCCUGAAACUCAUGGGAGCCCCAGUGAAGCUGACUGUGUCUCAGGGGCAGCCGGUGAAGCUCAACUGCAGCGUGGAGGGGAUGGAGGAGCCUGAGAUACAGUGGGUGAAGGAUGGGGCUGUGGUCCAGAGCGUGGAUCAGGUGUACAUCCCAGUCAGUGAGCAGCACUGGAUUGGCUUCCUCAGCCUGAAGUCAGUGGAGCGCUCUGAUGCGGGCCGAUACUGGUGCCAGGUGGAGGAUGGGGGCGAAACUGAGACUUCCCAGCCAGUGUGGCUCACAGUAGAAGGUGUGCCAUUUUUCACUGUGGAACCAAAAGAUCUGGCAGUGCCACCCAAUGCCCCCUUCCAACUGUCUUGUGAGGCCGUGGGUCCCCCAGAACCUGUUACCAUUGUCUGGUGGAGAGGAGGCACGAAGGUUGGGGAACCUGCUCCCUCUCCUUCCGUUUUAAAUGUAACAGGGGUGACCCAGAGCACCGUGUUCUCCUGUGAAGCUCACAACUUAAAAGGCCUGGCCUCUUCUCGUCCAGCCACUGUUCGUCUUCAAGCACUGCCUGCAGCCCCCUUCAACAUCACAGUGACGAAGCUCUCCAGCAGCAACGCUAGUGUGACCUGGACACCAGGUGCCGAUGGCCUAGCUCUGCUCCAAUCCUGUACAGUCCAGGUGACUCAGGCCCCAGGAGGCUGGGAGGUCCUGGCUGUCGUGGUCCCUGUGCCACCUUUUACCUGCCUGCUCCGGGACCUGGCACCUGCCACCAACUAUAGCCUCAGGGUUCGCUGUGCCAAUGCCUUGGGGCCUUCUCCAUAUGCUGACUGGGUGCCCUUUCGGACAAAAGGUCUAGCCCCAGCCAGUGCUCCCCAGCACCUUCAUGCCAUCCGCACAGACUCGGGCCUCAUCCUGGAGUGGGAAGAAGUAAUCCCCAAGGGCCCUCUGGAAGGCCCCCUGGGCCCCUAUAAACUGUCCUGGGCCCAAGACAAUGGAACCCAGGGUGAGCUGACAGUGGAGGGGACCAGGGCCAACCUGACGGGCUGGGACCCCCAGAAGGACCUGACUGUGCGUGUGUGCGUCUCCAAUGCAGUUGGCUGUGGGCCCUGGAGUCAGCCGCUGGUGGUCUCUUCUCACGACCAUGCAGGCCAGCAGGGUGCUCCCCACAGCCGCACGUCCUGGGUGCCUGUGGUCCUGGGUGUGCUGACAGCCCUGGUGACAGCCGCUGCCCUGGCCCUCAUCCUACUUCGAAAGAGGCGGAAGGAAACACGGUUUGGGCAAGCCUUUGACACUGUCAUGGCCCGGGGGGAGCCAGCCGUUCACUUCCGGGCAGCACGGUCCUUCAAUCGGGAAAGGCCCGAGCGCAUUGAGGCCACACUGGACAGCUUGGGCAUCAGCGAUGAGCUGAAGGACAAACUGGAGGAUGUGCUCAUCCCAGAGCAGCAGUUCACCCUGGGCCGGAUGUUGGGCAAAGGAGAGUUUGGUUCAGUGCGGGAGGCCCAGUUGAAGCAGGAGGAUGGCUCCUUUGUGAAAGUGGCUGUAAAGAUGCUGAAAGCUGACAUCAUUGCCUCAAGUGACAUUGAAGAGUUCCUCAGAGAAGCGGCUUGCAUGAAGGAGUUUGACCAUCCACACGUGGCCACACUUGUUGGGGUGAGCCUCCGGAGCAGGGCCAAAGGUCGUCUCCCCAUCCCCAUGGUCAUCUUGCCCUUCAUGAAGCAUGGGGACCUGCACGCCUUCCUGCUCGCCUCCCGGAUUGGGGAGAACCCCUUUAACCUGCCCCUGCAGACCCUGGUCCGGUUCAUGGUGGACAUUGCCUGUGGCAUGGAGUACCAGUCCCGGAACUUUAUCCACCGAGACCUGGCUGCUCGGAACUGCAUGCUGGCAGAAGACAUGACGGUGUGUGUGGCCGACUUUGGACUCUCCCGGAAGAUCUAUAGCGGGGACUACUAUCGCCAGGGUUGUGCCUCCAAAUUGCCUGUCAAGUGGCUGGCCCUGGAGAGCCUGGCUGACAACCUGUAUACUGUGCACAGUGAUGUGUGGGCCUUCGGGGUGACCAUGUGGGAGAUUGUGACUCGUGGGCAGACGCCAUAUGCUGGCAUUGAGAACGCUGAGAUUUACAACUACCUCAUCGGCGGGAACCGCCUGAAACAGCCUCCGGAGUGUAUGGAGGACGUGUAUGAGCUCAUGUACCAAUGCUGGAGCGCCGACCCCAAGCAGCGCCCAAGCUUCACGUGUCUGCGAAUGGAGCUGGAGAACAUCCUGGGCCGCCUGUCCGUGCUGUCCACCAGCCAGGACCCCUUGUACAUCAACCUGGAGGGAGCCCAGGAGCCUGCCGAGGGAGGCAGCCUGGAGCUGCCUGGCGGGGACCAGGCUGCCGAUGGGGCUGGGGAUGGCAGCGACUUGGGGGCAGUGGGGGGCACUCCCAGUGACUAUCGGUACAUCCUCAGCUCUGGGGGGCUGGCCGAGAGGCCCGGGCAGGAGGAACAGCAGCCAGAAAGCCCCCUCAAUGAGGCCCAGAGGCUGCUGCUGCUGCAGCAAGGGCUACUUCCCCACAGUAGCUGUUAGCCCACAGGCGGAGGGCAUCCGGGGCCAUGUGGCCCCGCUGUGCUGGCUGACUAAGCCCCGUCUGACCCCAGCCCAGGCAGCAGGGUGUGGAGGCUCCUGUGGUAGUCCUCCCAAGCUGUGCUGGAAGCCUGGACUGACCAAAUCA
This is a messenger RNA of Vicugna pacos (alpaca), 4203 nucleotides long. NCBI's taxonomy places the organism in Eukaryota, Metazoa, Chordata, Mammalia, Artiodactyla, Camelidae. The record is from RefSeq and is a predicted model, not a curated record.